Phalaenopsis equestris is the source of this 732-nucleotide messenger RNA. Its product is annotated as 60S ribosomal protein L23A-like. Gene Ontology annotation, molecular function: structural constituent of ribosome. Gene Ontology annotation, biological process: ribosomal large subunit assembly; translation. The record is from RefSeq and is a predicted model, not a curated record. Gene Ontology annotation, cellular component: cytosolic large ribosomal subunit; ribosome. Lineage: Eukaryota; Viridiplantae; Streptophyta; Magnoliopsida; Asparagales; Orchidaceae.
CCAGUUCGUUAGUCUAGGGUUUUUGUCACAGGUAAGUAGCUUAUUGGGGAUUUACUGCGAGUUAACUGAUGGCACCACCUGCUAAAGCUACAUCCAAGAAGCCUGACGCGAAGGCGCAGGCCGUGAAGGUUGCUAAAGCAGUGAAGUCAGGGUCUUCAUCGAUUAAGAAGAAGACAAAGAAGAUCCGAACUUCUGUAACUUUUCACCGACCUAAAACAUUGAGAAAGCCGGGGCAGCCAAAGUACCCCCGAAUUAGUGCUACUCCUAGAAACAAGCUAGACCAUUACCAAAUCCUUAAGUAUCCACUAACAACUGAAUCUGCCAUGAAGAAGAUUGAAGAGAAUAACACUCUUGUCUUCAUUGUUGACAUUAGAGCUGACAAGAAGAAGAUUAAAGCAGCUGUAAAAAAAAUGUAUGACAUUCAGACUAAGAAAAUUAACACACUAAUCAGACCUGAUGGCACAAAAGCUUAUGUGAGACUGACUCCUGAUUAUGAUGCCCUCGAUGUUGCAAACAAAAUUGGUAUCAUCUAAAUGUGUAUGAAGUAUUUGCUGUUUUAUUGUUUAGCUGCUUUCUGUUAUUUUUGGAAGUUGAACAAAUUCAUUUAUUUUUCUUGUUAACAUUAAGAAAAUGGCUGAUGCCAGAGCUGAUUAUUUUUUUUGCCCGUUUGAAAUUCCUUGAAUUCUAUAGUCAAAUUAGUGUUUCAUUAAUGAUAAAUCAUCUUCUAUUUUC